AUGCCGCGCCAGUUUGUCCGCCUGGCCGACCGCUUCUCCAUAUCUCCACCCUCGACAUACAUCGACAAGCCCUUCCUCUCCCUCCUCCCCGAGUCCAUAGGCGCGGACUCCAAACUCGAGUACAAGCAGGUCAACUUGGGCAACGUCGAAAAGCAUGCCGAGCUGUUCAAACUCCCAAAGGAAUGGAAUGGCAGGGAACUGUAUGGGGACGAGGUGGAGAAGGGAUUUGAUGUGGUGUUUGAUCUGACUGGGGAUACGAGCUUUGACAAGCCAGAGCUUAUCCAAAUCUCCCACACCUACCAAGUGUCUUUCUCUCUCUCCACCUCCGCCGCCGCCCUCUCCCCAUCCCUCAAACCCAAAGCCUACGUCCGCCUCACCUUCCCCUUCUACGAGAUGAAGAACCUCCCCUCCUCCUCUCCUGGCCACAAGGAAGAAGCCGACCUCAAGCCCGACGGUGUGCGGGGUGUGUGGUGGCAUGAAGUCCUCCGAGGGCUGGGCCGGUUGGCCAAGAAGGAAGCGAAUGGAGAGCUUGGGGGGCUGAAGGUGGGUGUUGUGAGGUGUGGGGCUUGGUAUGGACGGGGGACUUGGGAUGGGGAGGUUGUGCCGAGGGUGGUCGCUGGGCAUGUUUACCAGUAUCUGAAGGAGGAGAUGAAGUUUCUGUACAAUUCGGACCUCCGAAUCAACACUGUCCACUCUUCAGACAUCGCCCAAGCCCUCUACCUCCUCGCACUCUACCUUCUCCAAACCCCCUACGCCACCAUCCUCCCCUCCUCCCCUUCCAUCCCCUUCCCCUUCGCCCCACCCUCCUCCGGCAACUCCAUCUUCUCCUCCAACUCGAAACGCAGCAGCUUGUCUGAAACAUGGAAGACAGUCUCCACCAUCGUGCCUAAAGAAGAAUCAGUCCGCCUGCCGCUGUUCAACGUGGUUGAUGAAGCCGAUUCGACGCAGGGCAGUUUGGCGAAAGUUGUUGCCGAGACGUGGGGGAUCAAGUUUGGAUUUUUGAGCUCGACGGUGGCUACUUUGGUGCAGCAGUUUGCCAAGACUGAUUUCAGUGAGAUGGUGGAGGAUGUGAAUGAGAUGCACGUGCAAGCAUGGUCCGACAUGCUCUCCAAAUCCAACCCGCCUAUACCUUCAUGUCCCAUCACUCCAUACCUGGACGAACACGCUUUCAGAAAGCGCUCGAUUUGCCUCGACGGUUCUUUGGCAAAGACCACUUUGGGCUUCAAGCCGGCCCACCCCACAGUUGACGUCGGCGAGAUUAAAAAGAUUGUCAAAGAGUUCCAAGACGACAACCUCUGGUGA
This is a messenger RNA of Cryptococcus wingfieldii CBS 7118, 1302 nucleotides long. RefSeq lists its product as hypothetical. The transcript is spliced from 6 exons. The coding region runs from base 1 to 1302 and encodes 433 amino acids. NCBI's taxonomy places the organism in Eukaryota, Fungi, Basidiomycota, Tremellomycetes, Tremellales, Cryptococcaceae. The record is from RefSeq and is a predicted model, not a curated record.